Messenger RNA from Nerophis ophidion (straightnose pipefish), 1329 nucleotides. RefSeq lists its product as uncharacterized. The record is from RefSeq and is a predicted model, not a curated record. The transcript is spliced from 3 exons. NCBI's taxonomy places the organism in Eukaryota, Metazoa, Chordata, Actinopteri, Syngnathiformes, Syngnathidae. The coding region runs from base 554 to 1156 and encodes 200 amino acids.
UGCUUAUAAGCCGCUAGCAGGAAGUAGCCAGGAGACAGGACAUGAGAGAUCGAUGACAUUUCUGCUCAAAAGCCGACUUCCAUUGUUUGUCAUGAAGCUGUGUUUGACUGUAGAAGCUGAGUUGAUUACCUCAACUUCUGCGUGGACGUGAUCUGCCCUGCUAAGACUGUUCGGUGCUACCCUAAUAACAAACCCUGGGUAACACAAGAAGUUAAAGCUGUCCUCAACAAGAAGAAAGCUGCCUUCAGGAGUGGAGACAGAGAGGCAAUGAGAGCAGCACAGCGGGAGGUGAAACAACGCGUGAGGGAGGCUAAGGACAGCUACAGGUAGAAGCUGGAGCAGAAGCUGCAGCAGAACAACAUGAGGGAGGUCUGGGAAGGUGUGAAAACCAUCACAGGCCACAAGACAAAGACCAAAGCUGUUGUGGGGACAAUAGAGAGGGCCAAUGAGAAGAAUAACUUCUUCAACCGGUUAAGCAGCCCGUGUCCUCUCCAUCCCCCACUUACCAUCACAGCCACCCCCUCUUCUGCUCCCCUCAACACCCCCCCCAGCCAUGGCAGCACCCCCCUCCACCACCUCUACGCAGACAGUCAUCUCUGCGGACCUGGUCAGAGGUCAACUGAGGAAGCUACAGCCAAGGAAAGCAGCAGGCCCAGACAAGCUGUGCCCCCGACUCCUGAAGACCUGUGCUGCAGAACUGGGUGAACCACUUCAAAGGAUCUUCAACCUCAGCCUGCAGCUGGGAAGAGUGCCCACCCUCUGGAAGACGUCAUGCAUCGUUCCAGUUCCCAAAAAGAACUGCCCCAGUGAGCUGAACGACUACAGACCAGUGGCGCUCACCUCUUAUCUAAUGAAAACAUUGGAGUGGCUCUUUCUUAGCCUCCUCAGACCACAGGUGCAACAUGCCCAGGACAGCCUGCAGUUUGCGUACCAGGCAGGCGUUGGUGUGGAGGAUGCUAUCCUUUACCUGCUGCAUCGAGCCCACUCACACCUGGAUAAGGGAAAUGGCACUGUGAGGAUCCUGUUCCUGGACUUCAAGGAUGACAGGGGAUGCAAAACAAUAACAGUGCAAUACGUUUUCAUAACAUGGUCACUACUGCCUAGUUUCUAUUGUUAUAUUCUUAUUUUACGGUUAUAUUUUUAUUCCCAUUGUUGAUUUUUUAUUUUUUAUUCCUAUUGUAAUACUUCUCUAUUUUGUUUCCAUUUAAACCCACAUUAUUUACUUUUUACUUUUUUUUUUAAUUGAUCUCAACUCUGUACACUGGUGCUGGAAUUUUAAUUUUCCUGAAGGAACUCUCCUGAAGGAAUCAAUAAAGUACUAUCUAUCUA